Messenger RNA from Fraxinus pennsylvanica, 1215 nucleotides. The record is from the annotation of a GenBank genome assembly. NCBI's taxonomy places the organism in Eukaryota, Viridiplantae, Streptophyta, Magnoliopsida, Lamiales, Oleaceae.
AUGGAAGGAGGGCUGUCGCGAGGCAACCUUAAGCGUCCCUUUGUUGAAGACGCCGAGUCCAACAAACCCCCUUCGGAAAAGAGGGUGAGGUUUCCGAAAGGGAAGAAGGUGAGGUCGGGAGAUUAUGUAUUUGAGGAUUCACUUAGUAAAGAUGUUCCUAAUUGGAGUGAUCCACGGCUUGCUGCCAAAGAGCGUACGAUUAGGCGGAAUGAGAUUGCAGAGGAACUUCUUGAUGAUGAAAAUAGAGAUUUUCUCCCUGACAUAACGAAAGCCGAAGUCCAUUAUACGGAGAAUGAAACAUUUGUUGAGGAGGGCGUCCAGAUAGAUCCUUUUAAUCUGGAUAAAGAAAGAGAAGAAGGAUACUUUGAUGCUAAUGGAAAUUACAUCGAAUACGUGAAUGAAAAUGAGAUCAAGGAUGCGUGGCUUGAUAGUGUUGAUGUCUAUGAAAAGUAUACUGAGAAAAGUUCUAUUCCAACUAGUAAUGAUGAAGAAUCUCGUGACCUUACCCCCGAAGAACUUGCAAAAAUAAAGAGGCAGAUUGCUAAUGUUCUUGAGCCUGGAGAAACGGUUUUGCAAGCUUUAAGGAGAUUGAAAGGAACCUCAGGUAACAAGAAGCAGAAGAUGUCAGCAGAAACUAAACUGCUGUUUGAUCAGCUAACUGAAGAUGCUAUGAAACUGAUGGAGAGUGGGGAUUACAAUGUGUAUGAUGAAAAACAAGAGAGUUUCCAGCGUGAAGCAGAGGGUUAUGAGAAGUUAGCUCAGGCAAGGAUGCAGGGUACCUCCAUGAGUUCAGGACAGGAAAAGUCUUAUGAUAUUUUUAAUGAAGACCCAGUUCCAAAUGGGACUAACAUGAUUAGGCCAUCUUUUAUGCCAUCUAACGUCGACACGGGUACUUCAAAGCUUAGCAUUUCUACCACCACAGAUGACGGUGAUGAUGCUUUUGACAUGUUCGCGGAAGAUGAUGUAAAUACUUCUGUAAAUCCAGCCCCUGAUGGGAGUGAAUCUGUUCCUGUUCAGCCUUCUGAGGGUGGAGAUCUGCAGAAUGAUUAUGUAUAUGACGAAUCUUCUGGUUACUACUACAGCAGCAGUUUGGGUUACUACUAUGACCCUUCUUCGAGGCUAUAUUGCUAUGCAGCAUCAGGACAGUGGUACUCGUAUAAUGAAGAGUCAGGGAGCUAUGAUGAGGUUCAACAAACUGCGUCCAGCUUGAGCUGA